AUGUCUUCUUCUGUGCCUAAUGAGAGCCUUGUUUCCAUCAAUCCCUCUGCACUACAAACAACCCUUUCAACAGAAUCGUUAAAAAAAUGGGAACUCGGCGUCUCACUGGUUUUGCAUAACUGGAGUGUUCUUACGGAUGCUGUUGUAGCUCAAUGGGGCGGACCUGACAGUGACGACAAGCGUGACUGGCUCUGUGGCGCUAUUGCAGAUAUGUUUACGGAGCGAGAGGAAACAGAUGAGUACGAUAUUGAAAGCGUGUUGGUACAAGUCAUGGGGGAUGAGUUUCAAGUAAAUUUGGAGGACGAUUCAGCAUGGGGGAUCGCCCAAAAAUUAGUUUCUCUGCGCAACGAGGUGCUGGAGGGAAACUUGUUUACAAUAGACGAAUUACACACCAAAUUUCUCGCGAAACCAAAGAAUCAACACCCGAGAGUCCCACAAGUGACAGAGGUUACCGAAGAGGCCGGCUCAAGCGAAGACGAGGGAGAUAGUGAUGAAGAAAUGUCAGAAGCACCUUCGACAGGGCCUGCAGAGACCAGACAAAGCGUCGAGCCAGUCAUAGAUGAGGACGGUUUUGAGUUGGUGCAAAAGCGGAGAAGAAAGUAG
Morchella importuna is the source of this 603-nucleotide messenger RNA. RefSeq lists its product as uncharacterized. Gene Ontology annotation, cellular component: nucleus. Bases 1 to 603 code for a protein of 200 amino acids. The transcript is spliced from 2 exons. Gene Ontology annotation, biological process: maturation of SSU-rRNA from tricistronic rRNA transcript (SSU-rRNA, 5.8S rRNA, LSU-rRNA). NCBI's taxonomy places the organism in Eukaryota, Fungi, Ascomycota, Pezizomycetes, Pezizales, Morchellaceae. The record is from RefSeq and is a predicted model, not a curated record.